Physella acuta is the source of this 1414-nucleotide messenger RNA. RefSeq lists its product as uncharacterized. NCBI's taxonomy places the organism in Eukaryota, Metazoa, Mollusca, Gastropoda, Physidae. The record is from RefSeq and is a predicted model, not a curated record. Gene Ontology annotation, cellular component: nucleus. Gene Ontology annotation, molecular function: RNA binding.
AGCUUCCCCCACUAAAUAAGUAAAGUCUGUGGAAAUUGGUUCGCCUAUCCUAGGCCUAAGCCUCUUGAUCUAGAGUUAGGAAAUUGUAAUCGAUUAUCCAGGUCGGAAAAUAGAUCUAAGUGUUCAUCAAAUGCAGUCGUGCAUAAAUGACGUCACACUCCGGAAAGUCAGGAGGAGCGUUUCAGAAAGUUUGACGACACGCUCGUGCAAUAAUGUUUAAGAAUAGGAUGAUGCGUCGCCCACCAAGACCUCCAAUGGGUCCUCCAGGAAUGGGGCCACCUGGAAUGGGCCCAAUGCGUCCAAGAGGACCUCCACAUUUAGGACCAAGGGGUCCACCAAUUCCUGGCAUUGGAAUGCCACCAUUGCCUGGCAUGGGUCCACCUCCAGGUCCUGGUGUAAUGGUCAGUAGUUGCACUAACUCAAAUGAUCCAGCUUCCAUGGACUCUCGUUUGUUUGUUGGAAAUCUAAAUACAGUGGUAUUAAACAAAGAAGCUAUUGAAGGAAUAUUCAGUCGCUAUGGUAUGAUAAUGGGAAUAUCAAUGCACAAGGGCUAUGCAUUUGUUCAGUUUAGUCAUCCAGAUGAAGCUAGGCGAGCAGGAGCAAGUGAGGAUGGGAAACAUUAUGCUGGACAAGCAAUAGAUAUCAAUAUAGUGUCUCAGCCUAAAAACAGAAAUGCGCUCAAGCGCUCUGCUGGUGGAAGAACUGUUAAUGAUACCAGUCCAGCUAAAAAAUCGCGCACUGAUAAUCCAGGAACUAAUCAGUCCUUGCAGAGAACACUUGUCACGCUGAGUGGAGCUACUGAAUCAAAUAAAAGAAUGGCAGCCAAUAAUGCAGUUAAGCGUGCUUUGGCUACAGUAACUAAGAAGACAGUAACAAAAUCCCCUGCCAUUGUCAGACCUACAUCAUCAUCCAGCAAAACUAGUGCAGGAAAACCAUCAGACAUUGCUAACAAACCUGUUGCUGUUAAAACUACAUGGCCAGAUGUUCUUAUCUGUGGCAUUUGUAAACUUCAAUUCACAAGUCUCCACAAUCUUGCUCAGCACAAGAAAAUACCAUGCCAGUUACGUGUAAGCACACAAGUUAAAGAAGAGUCAUCCCAUAACUCAGCUACUGGAGAACCAGCCAUUCUUAUGUGUGCUACUUGUGACACCCAGUUCAAUACUGCUUGGGCCCUCUGUUUGCAUUGUACAGAAGAACACAAAAUUAGCAUAUACAAAAAAGAAGAAGAUACAAACCCUAAGCAAAAGGAUAUUGAAGAAGAAGUUCAAGUAGAUACAGAAGGCAGCAAGACUAAAGAAUCAGCAAAGUAAAGCUUAUUGUGGACUUGCACCAACUAAAUGACUAUCUUAUAUAUUAUAUACAUUUUAAAGGCUUAGACUGGUGGUUUGGGCAGGGGGGGGGGGGGGUUGAUAUA